CGUUCCAUACACAAACAACUGACGUUCUCACACGUGUGUGAAUUUUAUUUUUUGUAAACUUAACACUUGCGUGUAGAUCUCCUCAAAGUACUGUUAAGUUAAAAAGAUGUCAUCUUUCAAGAAAGCACAAAAGGCAGCUCAGAAAAGCCAUCGAGAAAGAUCUCAGCCUUCCAGUCGUGCCAAGUUUGGACUUUUAGAAAAGAAGAAAGAUUAUCAACUACGUGCAAGGGAUUAUCACAAGAAACAAGCUGCACUCAAGCGGCUUCGUCAGAAAGCACGAGAUAGGAACCCAGAUGAAUUCUACUACAAGAUGAUCAGCACAAGGAUGAUUGAUGGAGUUCAUACCAGUGUGAAGAAAGACGAACCGACCACUGAAGAACAAUUGAAGAUGAUGGAAACGCAAGAUCUGAGAUACGUCAACCACAAGAUGACGGUUGAAUCAAAAAAAAUUGAGAAGCUGAAAUCCAGUCUUCAUAUGCUUGAAGAUAGAGAGGAGAAACCAAAGAACAAGCACACAUUUUUUGUUGACACUGUCAAAGAAGCAAAAGAAUUUGAUCCAGCUAAGCAUCUGAACACCCAUCCUGCCUUGCUCCAUCGAGCUCACAAUCGUCCUACACUGUCCAUGUUAUCUGAUCCAUCGCUGCUGAAGGCUUUAGCAGGAAGUUCAGGGGAAGGGGCAUCUUCAGGCUUAGCGGAUGUCGGUAAAGAAAAGAAGAAGAGAUACCAUGAGCUCAGCCAGCGAAUUGAAAGGGAGAAACAACUCAACAUCAUUGCAGAGAAGAUGGAAGCAAAGAAACAUUCUAAGGAUAAAUCUCGUAAGAAGCUUGUAAAGGAGGAGACACCCGAGUCGGCACCAGUCUACAAGUUCCACAUGAAACGGAAGAGAUGACACCCAGCAUUAUACUGUAUGCUUGUCAAUUAUUUCAAGAGGAAAUUUCAUGUCAAAAGGACAUUGCUGUACAGUGAUGUCAAACUGGCAUCAUAAUGUAAAGAAAAAUAGUCAUUUCGAACAGUGAAAGUUCUGAAGUAAUAAAUUAGGGCUCUUUUACAACUAACAUUGACUCUUUAGACAUGGGAGGGGGUUGUA
Lytechinus variegatus (green sea urchin) is the source of this 1087-nucleotide messenger RNA. RefSeq names its product probable U3 small nucleolar RNA-associated protein 11. The coding region runs from base 107 to 889 and encodes 260 amino acids. The transcript is spliced from 8 exons. Gene Ontology annotation, cellular component: nucleolus; small-subunit processome. NCBI's taxonomy places the organism in Eukaryota, Metazoa, Echinodermata, Echinoidea, Temnopleuroida, Toxopneustidae. Gene Ontology annotation, biological process: rRNA processing. The record is from RefSeq and is a predicted model, not a curated record.